Molecule: messenger RNA, 2254 nt
Organism: Ananas comosus (pineapple)
Lineage: Eukaryota; Viridiplantae; Streptophyta; Magnoliopsida; Poales; Bromeliaceae
Product: guanine nucleotide-binding protein-like NSN1
Exons: 10
Coding region: 245-2056 (603 amino acids)
Cellular component (GO): nucleolus
Molecular function (GO): GTP binding
Source: RefSeq, a predicted model, not a curated record
CAAACCCUAAUUUCUUCCCCCAGUCUCAAGCCUGCCCGCCGCUCUGUGCCGGCGUCCCCUUCCCCUUUCCCCUCCUCAAUCUCCGCUACCGUCUUCGCCCGCCAGCACCAUCUUCUUCUCUACCUCGCCGCUGUCUGACCGCCGCCAGCCUCCGUCGGCCCCCACCUCGCCGCUGUCUGACCGCCGCCAGCCCCCGUCAGCCACCUCCACCACAGCAAGUAAGCUUGAGAGGAUUUGAAGAUAGAUGGUGAAAAAGAGCAAAAAGAGCAAGAGUAAGAGGAUUUCUCUUAAAAAGAAGUACAAGGUGUUACGGAAGGUGAAGGAGCACCACAAAAAGAAGGCGAAGGAAGCUAAGAAGCUUGGACUGAACAAUAGGAAGAAGGUCGAGAAGGACCCCGGCAUUCCCAAUGAUUGGCCUUUCAAGGAACAGGAGCUCAAAGCACUGGAAGCACGGAGAGAGCGCGCGUUGGAGGAGCUGGAGCAGAAGAAGGCCGCUCGCAAAGAGAGGGCUAAGAAGCGGAAACUUGGUUUACUUGAAGAGGAUAGUGAAUUGACCAGUUUUGCUUCCGAAGCUUCUGCCAAAGAGCAUGAGUUUGCAAAGAAGAGUAAAGCAGAUGAUAAUUCAGUUGUGGGCAAAAGCCAUGCAGACCAUUCUGAGAGAUCUUUCUACAAGGAGCUGGUAAAAGUUAUAGAAGCAUCAGAUGUAAUCCUUGAGGUUCUUGAUGCAAGGGAUCCACUUGGUACUCGUUGUCUUGACAUGGAAAAGAUGAUAUUGAAGGCGGAUCCAAAUAAGCGCAUUAUAUUGCUUCUGAACAAAAUAGAUCUUGUUCCUAGGGAAGCAGUGGAGAAAUGGCUCACAUAUCUAAGAGAAGAAUUGCCGACAGUAGCCUUCAAGUGUAGUACACAGGAGCAGCGAUCAAAUUUGGGGUGGAAAUCUUCGAAGGCUUCCAAAUCAAGCAAUCUUCUUCAAACAAGUGAUUGCCUUGGUGCUGAAACUCUCAUCAAAUUGUUAAAGAAUUAUACUAGAAGCCACGAGCUCAAAUUGUCAAUUACUGUGGGUAUUGUUGGGCUUCCUAAUGUUGGAAAGAGCAGUCUGAUCAACAGUUUGAAGAGAUCCCAUGUAGUUAACGUCGGUGCGACCCCAGGAGUCACCAAAUCGAUGCAAGAAAUCCAGUUAGAUAAGAAGGUGAAAUUACUUGACUGCCCUGGUGUAGUGAUGCUCAAGUCCUCUGAGGGUGAUGUGUCCAUCACCCUUCGCAACUGUAAACGAAUUGAGAAGUUGGACGAUCCAGUUACUCCUGUGAAGGAGAUUCUCAACCUUUGCCCAGCCGAGAAGUUGCUAUCCUUGUACAAAUUGCCGAGCUUCAGCUCAGUUGAUGACUUCCUUCAGAAAGUGGCUACUAUUAGGGGUAAGUUGAAAAAGGGUGGAGUAGUCAACAUUGAAGCUGCAGCUAGAAUUGUGCUUCAUGACUGGAACGAGGGUAAAAUUCCAUAUUACACACAGCCUCCCAAGAGGGAUCAGGGGGCGAAUUUGGAUGCGGUAAUUGUUUCAGAAUUUGGGAAGGAAUUCGACGUUGAUGAAGUGUACAAGACCGAAUCCUCAUUUAUUGGUAGCCUAGCAUCAGUCGAGGACUUCCGGCAUGUUGAAGUACCUCCCCAUUCACCUCCGCAAUUUGAUGAGCAAAUGCUACAGGAGGAUAACCCGAAGCAGAAUGAAACUGAAAUUGCUGAGAACACGGACGAGCCUAUGGCUCUCGAUGCUGAGUCUCAUUUUGAAUCCGCGCCUAGCGGUGUAAGCAGGCAAAACGACAAGUUAUAUACGGCCGAGGGCAUAUUAGAUCCUCGCAAGCGAAGAGCCGAGAAGACGCGGAGGAAGGCGAACAAACUGAAUAGAUUGAAUGAAAUGGACGCCGAUUAUGAUUUCAAGGUGGAUUACAGGAUGAAAGAUCUGGGUUCUGAUGGUGAUAUCAAUUCUGCUGAGGAGGGCAAUGCAGAUAGCGACGAUGAAGCCGACCACCGGACUGUCCCUAUGGCCGGGGUUGAGUUGGAUGCAUAGAAAUUUUGAGAGAUUUGAGUAGAGAUAAGAGUUAGAUUGUGCUCUUUUUAUGUUGUAUUGGAAAUUUUGUUCGGCUACAAAGCAGUAAUGCUUAAGAGCAGUUUGAGAAGUUGAUCUUUUGUUUUCGUUUCUGAUUUUUAAAUUCUCUUAAAUAUGCCGAGUUAAUUUUAUCUCUGUAAAAUUUUAAAUUCUCUUAAA